Quercus lobata is the source of this 1848-nucleotide messenger RNA. RefSeq lists its product as uncharacterized. Lineage: Eukaryota; Viridiplantae; Streptophyta; Magnoliopsida; Fagales; Fagaceae. Gene Ontology annotation, molecular function: nucleic acid binding; zinc ion binding. The record is from RefSeq and is a predicted model, not a curated record. The transcript is spliced from 6 exons. Bases 1 to 1848 code for a protein of 615 amino acids.
AUGUCCAGGGAGAUGACUUAUCAACUUAAGACCUUGAACUUGGAGCAUACAUGUACAAAGAGCUACAAAAAUCCAAGGUGUACUGCUAAGUUCCUUGCAAAGAAGUUGAUGAAAAAGGUGAGGAGACAAUCUGACAUAAGACUGAAGGAUAUUCAAGAUGUUGUUCAUGAGAAGUAUGUGGUGCAUAUCAAUGCUGGGAAGGCUAGCAGGGCUAAAGAAAUGGCUCAAGAGUUUGUAGAUAGGACUUUCACAGAGCAAUACAAUCAACUUUGGGAUUAUUGUGCAGAACUGAAGAGAUCCAGUCCUGGUAGUACAGUUCUGAUGAAGACUCACACUUUUAAUGAGGGAGACUUGGCAUCUGAUAUGGAUUUACAUAUUGGAGUGCCCUACUUUGAGAGGUGGGGGAGGGGGGGGCAGCUGAUGGUUGCAGUAGCCAAGGAUCCUAAUGAGGAGUACUUUCCUCUAGCUGUUGCAGUGAUGGAAGCUGAAACCAAGGACUUAUGGACUUGGUUUAUCAACUUGUUGCUAGCUGAUAUUGGUGAUAGUAAGAGGUGGGCUUUCAUAACAGACCAGCAAAAGGGGUUAGUGCAGGCAUUUGCAGAUAACUGGCCUCAUUAUGAACAUAGAAUCUGUUGUAGACAUUUAUACAACAACUUGAGGAAGCAACAUCCUAGUCUCUUGAUCAGGGAUUUGUUCUGGAGAGCAGCAAAAGCUACUUAUGCACAGGAGUAUGAGAGAUUAAUGAAUAAGAUGAAGGAUGUUGAUGAGGGUGCAUAUUUUUGGUUGAAAGGGCAUACCACAACAAUAUGGGCUAGACACAUGUUCAGGAGUGAUGGUCUAACUGAUACUGUCUUGAACAAUAUGUGUGAAAGUUUCAACAGCAGGAUAUUAAAAUUCAAAGGGAAGCCCAUUAUCAGUAUGCUUAAGGACAUCAAAUUGUAUUUGAUGAACAGGUCCCAACAAAAUAGACUAAGUAUUUUGAAGGUGGAGUCUGAGUUGUGCCCUAAAGUAUGUAAAAGAUUGCACAGAGAAAAGAUGGGUAGCAGUAGAUGGUUGGCUUGUUGGGCUUCUGACACAAGGUUUGAGGUUAAGAAUGGGCUGGAAAUGAGACAUCUCUGGCAUUCCAUGUUGCCAUGCAAUUUCUUCAACAAAGAGGCAGCUGAGAAGUACACUGAUAAUUGCUACAGAGUCAGCACAUACAAGGCAUGCCAUGAGCCAGUGAUUGAUCCAAUCAAUGGUCAGAAUAUAUGGACCCCAACUAGACUCUCACUUGUGCAGCCUCCAAUAAAGAGAAGGCCACUUGGUAGGCCCAAGAAGAAGAGAGUAAGGGAACCUAAUGAACCAAGCAAGGGGCAUAGCAAGGGUUUGGGUAUUGCAAAGAGAUGCAAAUCAUGUGGGAAGAUAGGCCACAACAAAAGAAGUUGCAAAGGUGAGGUUGGGGGCAAUUCUUCACUGCCUACAGCUGCUGCUAGUGGUCCAAACAGAAGGAGUUCUAGGCCAAAACAGACAAGUAACAGUGGUCAUGGUGGUAGAGUAAGUGGAGUGGCCAUCAAUGAGCCAAAUCAACAAAGGGUACCAUCUACCAACAGGCCAGCCAACAAUAGUGCAGCAAACAACAGAAGCAGUGCACCCUCCAACAAUCCAGCCAACAACAACAGUGCAGCAACCACCUACACACCUAGGAGCAGUGCACUCCUCAACACUUCAACAUCCAAGAGGAGGAAGGGGAGUAUCACAAGUGACACUUUGAAUGCAUCAAGAAAUGCAUCUAGGUAUAGAGAAGUAUUGAGGGGUAAUGAGAGCCAAGCAUCUAUGCAUGGACCAAGGGGAUCAGCUAGUGGAAUCUGA